CAUGGUGCUGGACAGCUUGGCCCGCAUUGUUAAAGUGCAGCUGCCCGCCUACCUCAAGCGCCUGCCCCUGCCCGAAAGCAUCAGCGGUUUCCUCCGGCUUACAGUUUCAGAAUGGCUGCGGUUACUACCUUUCCUGGGUGUCCUCGCUCUGCUCGGAUAUCUCGCUGUCCGUCCAUUCCUUCCGAAAAAGAAGACGCAGAGGGAUAGCUUGAUUAAUCUCAAAAUCCAGAAGGAGAAUCCCAAAGUAGUGAACGAAAUCAACAUUGAGGAUCUCUGUCACACGAAGGCAGUGUACUGCAGGUGUUGGCGCUCGAAAACGUUCCCUGUCUGUGAUGGCUCUCACAACAAGCACAAUGAGUCAACGGGCGAUAAUGUGGGUCCAUUGAUACUCAAGAAGAAAGAAGUCUAGCAACUCCUUCACUAAACCAUGACUGAAAGGAAGGUCUACUGUUACCCCUUAUGUGGUAGUGCUUUCAGUCUAAGAAUUGCUGUAGUCUUGACUUUUGAUAUCUUUUUAGGUUUCUUUAGAUUUAUAGUCUGGGCUAAAGAUGUUCCUAUAUUUUGUAUGGUCUGACAA
Euleptes europaea (tarantolino) is the source of this 577-nucleotide messenger RNA. RefSeq names its product CDGSH iron sulfur domain 2 (gene CISD2). Gene Ontology annotation, biological process: autophagy of mitochondrion; regulation of autophagy. Bases 2 to 409 code for a protein of 135 amino acids. Gene Ontology annotation, molecular function: 2 iron, 2 sulfur cluster binding. NCBI's taxonomy places the organism in Eukaryota, Metazoa, Chordata, Lepidosauria, Squamata, Sphaerodactylidae. The transcript has 3 exons. Gene Ontology annotation, cellular component: mitochondrial outer membrane; intracellular membrane-bounded organelle. The record is from RefSeq and is a predicted model, not a curated record.